UCCAUUUUUUUUUAGCGGGAAAAAACUUUCAUUGUGGAAUAGCUGAGAAUCGAUUGUUCAUUCACCAGCUCACAUCAAAAUUAUAAUAUUCAAAGUAAACAAAGCUGUUCAAUCCAAGAAAUUUCUACAAUGCAAGCGUUCUUGACUGGAAAAUCUGGUUUAACCAAGACAAAAGAUAACCAAACUUCAAAAGAAACAACAAGAGAAAAAAGUAAACAUGUCCCAUGGGUGGAGAAAUACAGACCAAAAUGUGUAGAUGAUGUCGCUUACCAAGAUGAAGUAGUAGCUGUAUUAAAGAAAUCUUUACAGAAUGCAGAUUUACCAAAUCUGUUGUUUUAUGGUCCACCAGGAACAGGGAAAACAUCAACUAUUUUAGCAGCUUCUAGGGAGCUGUUUGGGGAUAUGUACAAAGACAGAGUUCUAGAACUGAAUGCAUCUGAUGAAAGAGGAAUCGACGUUGUCAGGGAAAAAGUGAAGAAAUUUGCACAGCUAACAGCUAGUGGAAUAAGACCUGAUGGCAAGCCAUGUCCACCUUUUAAGAUAGUAAUUCUUGAUGAAGCAGACUCAAUGACUAAGCCAGCUCAGGCAGCUUUGAGAAGAACAAUGGAGAAGCAGUCGAGAACGACCCGUUUCUGUUUGAUAUGUAACUAUGUCAGUAGAAUAAUAGAACCUAUUACAUCUAGGUGUGCAAAGUUUAGGUUCAAACCAUUAGCAGAAGACAUCUUAUCCAAAAGAUUACGUGAAAUCUGUGUGAAAGAAAAUAUUAAAUGUGAUGAUGAGGCAAUACAUGGUUUAAUGUAUACAUCUGAGGGAGAUCUGAGAAAAGCCAUCACAUAUUUACAGAGUGCGGCAAGAUUAAAAGGAGAAGAUGAAAUAAAUAAACAAGAUAUUUAUGAAAUUGCUGGUGUUAUUCAUGAUGAAAUUAUAGACAGGUUAAUAGAAGUGUGCAGUACAGAUUCGUAUGAAAAAUUAGAACAAGAGAUAAAGGUAGCAAUGAUGGAAGGCCACUCUGGUAUGCAGGUGAUAUCACAGUUGCAUGAUAAACUUGUGGAAAUGGAGGCACUAACAGACAAACAGAAAUCUGUCAUCAUGGAAAAACUGGCUGUUGUAGACAAAUGUUUAAUUGACGGAGCUGAUGAAUAUUUACAACUGAUGUCUCUAUUUACAACUAUGAUGUCACAGAUAUGUCAUGGAGAAAAGUGAAAUAAACCGGGAAAUUUAUUUGCAAAAAUCUUGAAUUAAGGACAAACGUGGCUUAAUUUGUCCUUUAAAGACAACUGCUGUGAAAACAAAAUCCAAAGCACAUAAGUGAAUUGUUGUGUAAAUAUGACUAAAAGUUUCCUCGAAAUAAGUCAGAAUUUGCUAUUAAUGGAGAUGAUAAAGCAACAAAGUAGUGAAAUUAAAGCAUGACUUG
Messenger RNA from Mytilus trossulus (common blue mussel), 1414 nucleotides. RefSeq names its product replication factor C subunit 4-like. Gene Ontology annotation, biological process: DNA repair; DNA-templated DNA replication. The transcript is spliced from 11 exons. Gene Ontology annotation, molecular function: ATP hydrolysis activity; DNA clamp loader activity; DNA binding. Gene Ontology annotation, cellular component: DNA replication factor C complex; nucleus. The record is from RefSeq and is a predicted model, not a curated record. The coding region runs from base 130 to 1203 and encodes 357 amino acids. NCBI's taxonomy places the organism in Eukaryota, Metazoa, Mollusca, Bivalvia, Mytilida, Mytilidae.